AUGAAAACUAAGAAAAUAGUAAGUAAAAAAACCGCCAGUGAGGGUAAACACAAAGUAAUUAAAAACCAGCACCCAGGGAAUAUUUACCGCUCUCGGGUAAGAAAGAAGACUCUCACUUUCACCCAACUAGAACAAUUAAUCCACCAACUCAAAAAAACCGCCGGUCGGCAAAAGUUAUUAGCCAACCAACAAACUCGGCGGCAAAAAAAAGAAGCUACUCUUAGAGUCCAACAAGCCAAACAAGCCAGUCGUCAGCAAAAACAACAACGCCUAAAACAAAUCUAUUCUUACUUCCGUCAACAAUUAAACAAACAAGACCCCAAACAAUCCCUCUAUUACUCACCCUACUUAGACUUACCCCCCCACUUAUCCUCUUAUCAAUAUGUGGAUAAUAAUCCUUUUGUUGCUACUAGAAAAUAUUAUUAUCGAGCUAUUAGUGCUUGGCAGAACUCGUUAGAGCGGGAGGGGGAAGUGGUGCCGGAGGAAGAAAUUGCGUUAGAUAGGUAUGGCAAUCCCCUUUAUAAGAAUGUUCCCACUUGGGAGGAGCAGGUGAAGAAGAGGGUGCAUGAGGUGGCACAAAAACAAUAUAUCGAAGCCCAUGGAACUGAAUUAGAAAAACAAAUUUGA
Messenger RNA from Racocetra fulgida, 627 nucleotides. The record is from the annotation of a GenBank genome assembly. Lineage: Eukaryota; Fungi; Glomeromycota; Glomeromycetes; Diversisporales; Gigasporaceae.